Messenger RNA from Cyclocybe aegerita, 1626 nucleotides. NCBI's taxonomy places the organism in Eukaryota, Fungi, Basidiomycota, Agaricomycetes, Agaricales, Hemipholiotaceae. The record is from the annotation of a GenBank genome assembly.
AUGGCCAGCGAGAAGGACCAGGUCUCAAAGACCAUCAACUCGGACACAGAGUCCCUCAGUGGCCCCGAGAAUGACCCUAUCACAGGAGAGAACAAGCUCGUGCGCCAACUUAAGAAUCGGCACAUUGCAAUGAUAAGUAUCGGAGGCGUCAUUGGCACAGGUCUCUUUCUGGGUACUGCAACUUCACUCCAAAAUGGCGGCCCCGUUGGUCUCCUCCUCGGCUACAUAACGAUGGGCACCAUUUGCUAUAGCGUCAUGAUCUCGUUGGGCGAGAUGAUCGCAUACCUUCCUAUACCCGGUGGCCAUAUCAAGUUGGCAGAACGUUUCGUGGAUCCUGCUCUUUCUUUCACCAUGGGAUGGAACUAUUGGUACAACUGGACGAUCAUCUUGCCUGCCGAACUCAGUGCUGCAGCAGUUCUCAUUGGAUACUGGGACCAAGACACGAAUCCGGCCGUUUGGAUUACAGUCUGCUUGGUUGUCGUAGUGUUUAUUAACAUGCUGGGAGCUGGUGCUUACGGAGAGGCCGAGUUCAUCUUUGCCUCCAUCAAAGUAAUUACAAUUGUAGGCCUCAUCAUCCUGGGUAUCGUUCUCGACCUCGGAGGUGGUCCCAACAAGGACCGGCUCGGUUUCCGCUACUGGAAGAACCCAGGACCUUUCGUUCAAUAUGCCGGCAUCGCAGGCGCCAAAGGCCGCUUCCUCGGUUGGUGGGCUGUCCUAACACAGGCCGCCUUCUCGUUUAUUGGAACGGAGAUUGUGGCUAUUGCUGCCGGAGAAGCGAAGAACCCGAGACGGAAUCUUCCACGAGCUAUUCGCAGGGUCUACAUUCGUAUCCUCCUCUUCUAUGUCGGUGGAACGGCCGUCAUUGGUCUCCUCGUCCCCUCAAACGACUCCCGCCUAGGUCUCACAGAGGGCAAGGGUACCGCUGCUGCGUCUCCCUUCGUCAUUGCUAUCGAACGUGCCGGCAUUAAGGCCCUCCCUUCGAUCACCAACGCUUGCUUCCUCACCUCAGCUUGGUCAGCAGCAUCAAGCGAUCUGUACACCAGCUCUCGCGCACUCUACGGCCUUGCCGCAUCUGGCAACGCGCCAAGAAUCUUCCUCCGCGCGUCCAAGAACGGCCUGCCCUACGUCUCCGUCAUCUUCAACUCGCUGUUCGCCUUCCUUGGGUACAUGGGCAUCAAGUCGGGCUCGGGCCGUGUGUUUGGGUGGUUCGCAAACAUGACUGCCAUCGCGGGUCUGAUGACCUGGGUCGGGAUCAGCAUCACAUACAUUCGGUUCUAUGCUGGCAUGAAGGCGCAAGGGUAUGAUAGGACGAGCCUGCCAUUCGCCUCGAAGCUGCAGCCAUACGCUGCUUGGUAUGCUCUGUUCGCAUGCUCACUCAUCUCAUUCCUGAGUGGAUGGUCCGUCUUCCUUAAGGGCCGAUGGGCAACCGAUACCUUCGUCACAAACUAUUUGCCCCUCGCUCUUUUCCCGGUCAUGUACAUCGGGGCCAAGUUCGUUUACAAGGAGCCAUACAAGAGGCCUCACGAGAUGGACUUCAUCACAAAUAUCAAGGAGAUUGAGGCUGAGACAUACGACGAGCCUCCCCCGAGAAAUAAGAUCGAGGCAUUCUGGCAAUGGCUGAUGUAA